CUGUGCUCUGAGCAGGGUGAGGGCUGACAGGGCUGUCCUCCAUGUUUAAAUAAGCAUUGCAUAUCACACAGAGUUUUGUAGCCAUGCAUCCACAGAGAUCAUAAAAGAGGUUUUGUGGCUGGCCCUGGCCUAUAUGCGGUCAACAUGGCAGGCCUGGUGAGGGAUCCAGGAUGGCAGAGACAGGGAGCAGUGCAGAGGGGAGUCCCCAGAGGAAUUAACAGAUGUGUGGCAGAGGAAGAGGAGAAAACUGAAGUUAAAUCAGAAGAAAUGGAGAUUUCCACAAGAUCCAAAGUUUCAGACUCUGGAUCAGCAGAACGGGUGACCCACAAACGAAAGAUAUCGAGUCCCUCUCACUCAUCCAAUGGUCACUCCUCUGCUGAAGCCUCCCCCUGCCCCACCAAAAAGAAGAAGAAACCCGGUGCGGUGAGCAGCGGCAAAGACCAGUCAGAACUAAGACAUGGUCCCUUUUACUAUGUGAAGCAGCCAGCACUCACCUCAGACCCUGUUGAUGUUGUACCGCAGGACGGCAGGAAUGACUUCUACUGCUGGCUGUGCCACCGCGAGGGCCAGGUGCUCUGCUGUGAGCUCUGCCCCAGGGUGUACCACGCCAAGUGCCUCAAACUGCCCGCAGAGCCAGAGGGGGACUGGUUCUGUCCGGAGUGUGAGAAAAUAACAGUCGCUGAGUGUAUAGAGACUCAGAGCAAAGCCAUGAUGAUGCUCACUAUAGAGCAGCUGUCAUAUCUACUAAAGUUUGCCCUUCAGAAGAUGAAACAGCCAGGUGAUCAUCCGCGCUUGUCAUCUCGCACCCCCCAUGCAGCUUCCACGCAGAGAAAGACUUUUAAUUGGACUGAACCCUUCCAGAAACCUGUCUCUCUUGAACAACAUCCAGAUUACGCCGAGUACAUUUUUCACCCUAUGGACCUUUGCACACUUGAGAAGAAUAUUAAAAAGAAAAUGUAUGGCUGCACAGAGGCCUUCUUGGCAGAUGCAAAAUGGAUUUUGCACAACUGUAUUAUAUACAAUGGAGGUAUGUUUCAUUGUGCCGUAUUCCCCGGGGCGCUGCGAGGAGACGCUGUGAUCAGGUUUCAUGUCAAGCGUCUGAGGCAUGAUCGCAGGGAAACUUCAAGUAAAAACUGCAAGAGCACAGAGUGGAGAUGA
This is a messenger RNA of Notothenia coriiceps (black rockcod), 1158 nucleotides long. RefSeq names its product protein kinase C-binding protein 1-like. Gene Ontology annotation, cellular component: nucleus; cytoplasm. Bases 145 to 1158 code for a protein of 337 amino acids. Gene Ontology annotation, biological process: regulation of DNA-templated transcription. The transcript has 10 exons. Lineage: Eukaryota; Metazoa; Chordata; Actinopteri; Perciformes; Nototheniidae. Gene Ontology annotation, molecular function: transcription corepressor activity; protein binding. The record is from RefSeq and is a predicted model, not a curated record.